Oreochromis niloticus (Nile tilapia) is the source of this 2704-nucleotide messenger RNA. It is a transcript of the gene cdkn1bb, whose product is annotated as cyclin dependent kinase inhibitor 1Bb. The record is from RefSeq and is a predicted model, not a curated record. Gene Ontology annotation, cellular component: nucleus; cytoplasm. Gene Ontology annotation, biological process: negative regulation of mitotic cell cycle; negative regulation of cell population proliferation; G1/S transition of mitotic cell cycle. Gene Ontology annotation, molecular function: protein-folding chaperone binding; cyclin-dependent protein serine/threonine kinase inhibitor activity. Bases 397 to 951 code for a protein of 184 amino acids. The transcript has 3 exons. Lineage: Eukaryota; Metazoa; Chordata; Actinopteri; Cichliformes; Cichlidae.
GGGAAUUUAAAUAGCUCAGUAUGUCAAUCAUGCCCCUACCCCCACAUCAACCUUUCGCCAUAUUGGGCGAAAGAGAAGGGUUGUCUGCAGUUUCUCUCGCUACGGGACAAAAUUGACAGAGCGCCUUCAGUUCCUGAGCACUUUGUUUUGAUGAGACUACGCAGGGCUUCACAACACGGCGGCUGUUCGCGUCUUCGUUCCGACGUAUGCAUGGCAUAACGCGUUUUACGCUUGUUUUGGAGCUUUCUCAGCGAAGAGGAGAUAACCGUUGUUUUUGAGUGUUGUGUGUGUGUGCGCGUGUGUGUGCUGCUUUUUUGUUUGUUUGUUUUUUUCCUCCUCGUGAAAAACUGGACGCUCCGGGCUGUUUUAAAAAAUUGCGUGUUUCGCUGGAGCAAAAUGUCAGAUGUUCGACUUUCAAACGGGAGCCCGACGCUGGAGCGGACGGACUCACGGCAGUCUGAACACCCGAAACCCUCAGCCUGCAGGAGCCUCUUCGGCUCGGUGGAUCACGAAGAGUUAAAGAGGGAUUUAAAGGGACAUUUGCGGGAGUUGGAAGAGCGCGCCUCCGACCAGUGGGGCUUCGACUUCGCCACUGACACGCCGAGGGCCAACUCCAGGUUCGAGUGGAAACUAGUGGAUUGCAGAGACCUGCCGGGCUUCUACACUCGGCAGCCGCUUACGAAGAAAGGCGUCUGCUCCACUGGGAAUAACAAUGUGGAUCUUAACGGGAAUCACAGUUGUGUUGUGGUGCCUCCGAGCGAAGAUCCCGACAGGGCUGACGGGCAAAUGGAGUGCACGGAACAGUGUACAGCGCUGAGGAAAAGACACGCGUGUCACGACUCCCCUGUUCCGAGCAAGAGGUCACACAGCAGCUCAGAUGUUAGUUGUCCAAGUCGGAGUCACUCUGCAGAGCACACGCCCAGAAAGACCAGUCCCAAGAGGAAAACGUGAGAAAAGAACUGAAGAUGAAUGCCCCCCCCCUCCUUGUUUAACAUGGAGAAACCUCAGUGUUGGCUGGUUUGUUUGUUUGUUUUAGGGGUUUUUUUGUAAUUUUUUUUUUUGUUGUUGUUGUCGUUUUAGUUUAGUGUUUUGUUUUGUGGGGGGUUUUUUUGUUUUGGGUUUUUUGGGGUUUUUGUUUUUUUGUUUUUGUUUUUUUUUGUUUUUUUUUUUUGUUUGUUUUUUUUGUUUUUUGGAAGAGGAUCUACACAGCAUCAGAAACAUAUCAACCUUCCUGAAGAUUGGGGAGGACGCUGUUGAAGCACUGAAUAGAAACACUAAAUUUUUUUUGGCACUUAAUUAAAAGUUACUGCCUCUAAAAGCAGUCGAUGUAGCAGUGUGCAAUUAGGUUUAAUUUACUUUGCUCCUUUUUUUUUUUUCUUUUUUUUUUUUUACUACCUGUGUGUAAAUAAAAUUAUAUAUAUAUAUAAAUAUAUAAACAUAUAUUAUUUCUCUCCAUAUGUAGCACAUAAGACAUUAUGAUUUAAAAAGAAAUCCUUUAUGUAAAACGGUGUGAAUUUUGAUUUGACUUGAAUUGCAAUGUUUGAUAAAUGUUUCCAAAAUGCUGUUCUGUUAUUUUUAUUUUAGUUUUAUUUUUUUUGGGGGGGGGGGUUGUUGAUACGGUCCCUUAUUGCUACAUUUAAAACAAAAAUCUUGGCUUCUUACAGUUUCUUAAUAGUGUUUCUUCCCUCGUCAUCUUCCUAACUCAGCAUUGAAGAAUGGUACAAAUGUAGCGUUUUUUGUUGUUUUUUUUUUUAAAUAAUUUUUUCCCCCUUCUUCUGGUCAGUCCAGUGUCACAAAGUGUAAGUUCUCCUAUACAAGCUAGUUCAACAGGAAGAAGUGUAGUAUUUGUGUAAGGACAGUCUUUAAGUCAAUUGAUAUUUAUUUUGUAAUUGAGGUGCUUUUAGCAUCAGCUGAAUCCUGGAAUAAGAUUAUUAUUAUUUUUAUUUUUUUUCCCCUCCCACGCUCUGGAGUUGCGAGGUACUCAGAUAUUGAAGGACAAAGACUAUACAAACUGCACAGGUUGUGUUCUCCUUGACUGUUCCUAUUGUUUGAUGAACAUUAAGGCUUGUUUUUUGUUUUUUUUGUUUUUAAGGGUUGAAUGUCCUACAAUACCAAAUACAUGGUUGCAUCAAUAUGUUUGCCAGCACUGCUUGUGCUCUUCAAUUGACUUCACAUUGUGUUACUUUGUGAUAACCUAGAGAUGUUUGUACUUUUCUCAUCGAUGUUGUUAGCCUGCUGAGGAUGCACAUGAGCAUCUAAAAGCUUCCCUUUAUUUGCCUGAAGUGUGGUUUAUUUUAUUUUUUGUUUUAUUUUUUGAAAAAGACCAGGGUACACCUAAAUGGAGACAGAAAACAGCUCGUCUCUGAAAUGCAGUCACCAUGCCUGUGUAUUAUGUAAAUCUUUGCAAUGUACCUUUGUACAUAAUUUUGUAAAAACACUGAGAAAUAUACUAACUUAUUUAUGUCAAGCCUUUUUUUUUUAUGUAGAAUAAAAAAGAUGGGUUUUUGAUUACGGUUAUCCAAAGUGGCAUUUACUUUAUUAUAAUUGUUUUAUUUUGUAAAACCAUAUUUUUGGUAGUUGUUUUGCUUUUUUGUUUUUUUUUUCUUAUAAAGGUUGCAAACUGAGCCUGGUAAAAUAUUUGAUGUGCAUUUUGUAAUGUGUGGUUAUAAAAUGUAUUGCAAUCAAUUAAAAAAGGAAAAAAUGA